UUUUGUGUAGGUGGUCUGGCUAGUAGCUGUGUGUCUGUAGUGUUGUUGGUGUAAACCUCAGUUUUUGUAGAAAACUGGACAUUUACAUAGUUCGCCAUGUCCGAGGAGAUUGAAGGAACAAGGCCUGCCGUCGGGGAGGCAACCCACGAGGAACAGCAGGAGAUGGAUGACACAGUCCUCAGCCCGGAGAAAGCAGAGGAGGUGAAACUCAAGGCCAGGUUCCCUCAUCUUGGAGCCAAGCCUGGGGGCUCUGACCUGCUCCGGAAACGGAUUCAGAAAGGGCAAAAGUUCUUUGACUCUGGGGACUACAACAUGGCCAAGGCUAAGGUGAAGAACAAGCAGCAGCUCCCUGCAGUGACGCCGGCUGAGAAGGCAGAGAUAACCGGGGACCACAUCCCCACACUCCAGGACAUCCCCCAGAGGAAGCCCUCCAUCGUGGCCAGCAAACUGGCUGGCUGAGGGGCUGAUGGAAACAGGGAAGCUUUGGAAAUUUGACCUGUUCUGUUCUGGUGUUACCAUUCCAUCGCUCUCUCUCUCCUCUCUCUCUCAUGCCAGUCCCAAUUCAAUCCCUACUUCCUUUACCUCUUGGCCCUAACCCUUCAAUGUUUGAUAUAUCUUGCUGUGGCUUCCACCACAGUACCUACACCUUACAGAUUUGCAAACAUUGAAUGGUUAGGGCCAGAGGGAACGGGCAGAGAGGUAAUUCAGAUCAGUGCAUUCUCUCUCCCUCCAUCUCUCUUCUUUCCUAGACAGCUGUCUUCUGCCCCCCAAUUUCUUUUCCUCACCAUCACCACCAUCUCUAUAUGAAUUCUGAAAAAUAAUAUUUUUGAGAAUCAAGCAGAAAGACUCGUGAGAAAUAUUGCUGCCAGAGGAUGACUGUCUUCGGAUACUGACUGAAAAAAAUUGGUUUAAAGGGACACAUUUUUUGCAAAGUCUACUUCAAAGUGGCCUGUAUCUACUGUAGUGACU
Oncorhynchus nerka (sockeye salmon) is the source of this 969-nucleotide messenger RNA. RefSeq names its product cAMP-regulated phosphoprotein 19-like. Gene Ontology annotation, molecular function: protein phosphatase inhibitor activity. The record is from RefSeq and is a predicted model, not a curated record. Gene Ontology annotation, cellular component: cytoplasm. Bases 97 to 459 code for a protein of 120 amino acids. The transcript is spliced from 3 exons. Lineage: Eukaryota; Metazoa; Chordata; Actinopteri; Salmoniformes; Salmonidae.